CUUUUACCUCCGAACUAUAUAAGCCCGCACUCUUCUUUUGUCUUUCCCGUUUACCCUCCGCAACCACUUCAGCGUAUAAUAGGCUACAACCAGUCUUACCAGUCCAGGAGACUUCCAAACCGAUUCACAUUCAUCCCGUAACUCUACCAUGGCCGCCACCGACGCCGACCUCGAGAACUUCCGCCGCUACCUCAACCAGUUCGAGCGCGGCUGCCAGCAGGAUUCGGACAUGGAGGAUGCACUCGCGAGCGAGGAGAGCCCGCUGAACCUCGGCAUGGAAACGCCGCGCACGGUCGCGAGCACUCCCCGCUUUGCCAGCCGACCAGUCUCUCGCGGCGCACCAAGUCCAGCGCCAGACGUAUACGGCAAUGUCUGGACACAGCAGCGCGACGACAAGGCCCUCCUCACCAGCAGCAUUCGCCGCCGCCGAUCACCCACGCCGUCCAAGCUUGGCCGUAGAGUUGCGUCCCGCGAUACGGACUGUGGCAUAUGCUUCGAGGACGCGACCAUGCCUUGUCGCACCCUCUGCUGCGGCUCCACCUUCUGCGUCCAGCACAUCGCAGAUUGGCUGCACGGCGAUGAUGCAGACUCCCGCUGUCCCUCCUGCGGCGCCGUCUGCGCCCUCUCUACCUCCCUCGCCCGCGACCCCGGUCUCCACCUCCCCAUCCCCAACCCGCCUCCGCCCUAUCCGACGCCGCUGCACACCUCGCCACUGCCUCCCUCCCCACCCUCCGAAGCCGACUCGUCUUCUGAAUCCGAUCAUGAUCAGAGUGGGCCUGGCUUCUCUGACGGUGACACUACGGAUGGCUCACCCGUCCGUCGCUCCCCGCCGAAGACCCUUAGUGCCGCCUUCCGCGAGCCCGACUUCGCGGCGAACAUGGUCGGGAAACUGCUGUCGAUCGCCGCUCUCAUCAUAUUUUACUAUGUGAUACUCAACAAGAGCGCGCCCGCAGCAGACGUCGAGAUACUGUAGGUGCCCAGAUUGUAGCUGUCGUGCGCGUCUAGCUCCAGGCACCUGUCAGUUCACGUCGAGCAGUCGCCCUGACCCUGCAGCGGCCUUCACCCCCAUCAUCCAUAUCUAUUCUAUUUGCACUCAACUGCCACACUAGUCUCGUUAUUACGCCCCUUCAUGUCCAUGGCCCGUCCGUCUCCUACUUUCUCCCCUCUCCCUUUCAUGCUAUAGCUUUACGCAACUGUACAUCAGAUUCAACUCCAGUCACACUCGCAUUCGCAUAUUUAUCGCGUCGGGAUGUCGAUCGCGUCGAUAGUACGAUCAUUCGAUGCCUUAUCACUACUUCACGUCCCGUCGCGCUGUCCACACCGUGUAUACUACCCUGCUACAUACCAUCAUACGGUACAAUGGCCAUCUGCACUAUGAUUUGCAUCAUUUGCUCUUCAUGAGUCCUUCGUACGGAAAAGCGGUGUGAAGGCC
Schizophyllum commune H4-8 is the source of this 1432-nucleotide messenger RNA. RefSeq lists its product as uncharacterized. Lineage: Eukaryota; Fungi; Basidiomycota; Agaricomycetes; Agaricales; Schizophyllaceae. The coding region runs from base 149 to 973 and encodes 274 amino acids. The transcript is spliced from 3 exons. The record is from RefSeq and is a predicted model, not a curated record.